Molecule: messenger RNA, 685 nt
Organism: Tympanuchus pallidicinctus (lesser prairie-chicken)
Lineage: Eukaryota; Metazoa; Chordata; Aves; Galliformes; Phasianidae
Gene: ATP5MK
Product: ATP synthase membrane subunit k
Exons: 5
Coding region: 140-319 (59 amino acids)
Source: RefSeq, a predicted model, not a curated record
GAUUGGUGGCUGCGCGCGCAGCUGGGUGGCCGCCAUCUUGUGGGAGGGCGCUGAAGAAGGGCAGAGCGAGGCGGUAAGGAAGGAGGCAGCCAAGGGUGCCAGGGGCUUCAGCAUCUCUGCUAAGCUUGAACCAGCAACCAUGGCUGGCCAUGACUCAGGAUCUCAACACCAGUUCACUGGAUUUCAGAAGUACUUCAAUUCCUACACCAUCACAGGCAGGAGGAAUUAUGUAAUAGCAACAUAUACAGGCAUUGCAAUGCUCGUCUUGUAUUUCAAGCUCAGACCUAAAAAGAAAACUCCUGCUGUGGCAGAUAAAUAAAUGGUUUUUGGCAUGUCUGAAGCACCAAUCUUUGUCAUGUCAUUGCAAAAGGAAACUGAUGUCCUGCGGUGGCUAAUAAAAUAUAAACAAAUAUUUGCUUUAUUGAAAAUGUGACAUGGUGCAAAGAAGCAGAAGUGGGGUACUUUCUUCCUAUUUCAAAAAUCAUCUGUAGUGGAGAUGGAGUAGCUGACUCUUUCCUGAGUAUUUGAUCUCAUCUGUUGUAACACAUCCUCCUGAGCACUUAGUAGUAAUCUAGGGAAGAUCUCAGCAGCACGAUCAUAACAAGCACAGAGCUUACAGCUGCGCAGAGCAUCUGUGUUGCUGAGUGUCAUAGUGGACAUCAGUAAACUUGCAUGGCUUGCAAUA